CAGAGCACGCAAACGAAUGAAACCUAUCAUCUCAUUUGUGCCUUUUCCAGCGGAUUUUUCAGCUACUGUAGUAAACCUUGUCAAUAUUCAGUUUGUGGAUAAUCUAUUAUUUUCUUUCUCAACUUCUAAAAGUCUGAUUUAAGGGGGCAUUGCCCCAGUGUAGCUGUAGUGUAGGCGGCACCGCUUCCGACUGUAAUGCAGCCUUGGCGACCAUGGACUGUCCUGACGGAACUAUUUAUCUUCUAUCUGCUGGGACUUGACUGUGAAGGCCAAAAAGAGCUCAAAGUCAGACGAGGAGAAAAUGCCACUCUGGAGUGUUACGGUCCCAGUGAGGCUACUGAAAUAAUGUUAAGGUGGACCAAACCUGACCUGCAGACAAAUGAUUAUGUCAUUUACUUAAAAGAUGGUCAUUUGCAGAAAGACCUCCAGCAUGACUUGUUUAAAGGUCGAGUGAAGCUGAAGGAUUCAAAAUGGAUGACGAAUGGAAACUUCUCAGUGAUUCUCAAGAAUGUCACCUUGAACGAUUCUGGAACAUAUAAAUGUUAUGCAGCAUACAACAAUCAGGCAGCUCAGCCUUUGAACAGCAUCAGCCUGAAGGUAGAAGAUCCUCCAGGUCAACAAGGAGGACACACAGAUGAUGGAGGGAAGAAGAUUGGAUUUGUUGGACUGAGAGCUGGUCUGUCAGUUUCUGCUGUGCUUCUUGUUGCUGCUGUUGGUUUUGUGAUCUACACAAUAUGUAGGAAUUCAAAGUACAAGUCUCCUUCUGAACAAGGACGGCAGAUGGAAAUAUCUUCAUAGCUGACCUGUGAGUCCUGCUGCUGUUCCAGGUUUUUAUCAUUACGUUUAACACUCAGAGUGACUGAUGUUCUGAGGAUAGAUACAGGUAACAAUGCAAAAGUAAACUGUGUAUAAAAGAGUUAAAGUGGAGGAUGGGGGAGAGAAUAGUAGAAUGGUUGGGUGAUAUGUAAAAAAAAUUCAACUGGCAAUCAUAAGUCCAAUAACCAACAGUGGGUGAUACAUUCGUGCAUGCACAGACUUUUUGAUGGGCGUGGCCCACCAUAUCCCUGACUUCAUAGCACGGCCCAGUU
Molecule: messenger RNA, 1088 nt
Organism: Neolamprologus brichardi
Lineage: Eukaryota; Metazoa; Chordata; Actinopteri; Cichliformes; Cichlidae
Source: RefSeq, a predicted model, not a curated record